CCGUGUCGGUGAGUGUAAGUGCUUGGACAUUAGUAGCCAUGUCUAUCGAGCGCUACUAUGCCAUUUGUCACCCUUUAAAAUCUAGAGAAUGGCAAACGUUGUCACACGCCUAUAGGAUGAUUGGAGUGGUUUGGGCAGCUUCCCUUCUUUGUAUGCUACCCAUAUCUGUACUUAGUCAACUUCAACCUAUAAGAGAUACUGAUAAAUAUAAAUGUAGAGAGAGUUGGCCUUCUGAAAUAUCAGAGAAAAUCUUUAACUUAUUCUUGGAUGUCAUUCUUCUAGUCGUACCAUUGCUCAUCAUGACAGUUACCUAUUCAUUUAUAGUUGGAACGUUAUGGAAAACAAUCAAACCUUUAAAAUGCCAAGGACAAGAAAUUACCACAAAAAAUGGAUCGAAUAAACUUCAUAUUCAUUUUUAUCCCAAGAAUUCAGCAGGGACACAACGCAUCGACAGUCAUACAUCUUUAUCUUCACGGAGUAGUUUGAAACCGAAGCAACAGUGUAAAGAAGAUAAUAUUUCUUAUCAAGGGAUUCGUGUCAGUAAUCUUGAUAAAUCACUAUCGCAGAAGAGGAGAGUGUUUAAAAUGCUAUUCGUUGUCGUGUUAGAAUUUUUUAUCUGUUGGACACCCCUUUACGUUAUCAAUACAGUUUCGCUUUACGAUCCUCGCUCUCUUUACGAAGGACUCGGUUAUUAUGGAAUCUCAUUUUUCCAAUUAUUGGCUUAUACAUCUUCUUGCUGCAAUCCAAUUACUUAUUGCUUCAUGAAUUCAAAAUUUCGUCAAAGUUUCAUGGGAUUGUUCGGUUGCAAGAGAAGAGCUUGGAGCAAUCAAUGUAAAGAAGUGGCAUUCAGAACGACGCUUAGUACUUCGUACCACGAUAAUUCUAAUUCUAAAAAAUCUAUGAAUUCCUCUACGAAAACUAUUUCUGAACCGGAAAUUUAAUUAAAAUGUAUUAAAUUCAUUCUUCAUUCAACUG
Messenger RNA from Centruroides sculpturatus (bark scorpion), 975 nucleotides. RefSeq names its product cholecystokinin receptor-like. NCBI's taxonomy places the organism in Eukaryota, Metazoa, Arthropoda, Arachnida, Scorpiones, Buthidae. The annotation marks the transcript as partial. The transcript is spliced from 3 exons. Gene Ontology annotation, cellular component: membrane. The record is from RefSeq and is a predicted model, not a curated record. Gene Ontology annotation, molecular function: neuropeptide receptor activity. Gene Ontology annotation, biological process: neuropeptide signaling pathway.